Messenger RNA from Triticum turgidum subsp. durum (durum wheat), 1977 nucleotides. NCBI's taxonomy places the organism in Eukaryota, Viridiplantae, Streptophyta, Magnoliopsida, Poales, Poaceae. The record is from the annotation of a GenBank genome assembly.
AUGGGUCUCUCAGAUGCAACGGUGCAGUGGUGGGAUGAGUGGAAGCUACGCCUCCUCGUCUUGUGCAGCCUCUCUGUCCAGUUCUUCCUCAACUUCUCUUUUUGGGUGCGUAUAUGGCCCAGGCUACGGAGGUUGAGGGUGCUGGUGUGGAUGGCGCACAUAGGCGGGGAUGCCUUGGCCAUCUACGCUCUCGCCACCCUCUUCAACCGCCAAAAGCAGCAAACUGCGGACGGGGGGAGCGACGCUCUCGAGCUCAUAUGGGUGCCUUUUCUCCUCAUUCACCUCGGUGGCCCGGAGAUGAGUGCCUACAGCCUCGAGGACAAUGAGCUAUGGAAGCGGCAUGCCUUAACUCUGGUAUCCCAAGUCGCGGUCGCCUUGUACAUCUUCUGCAAGUGGUGGUCCGGCCAAAAGAUGCUCCUGCAGGCGGCAGUCUUGCUCUUUGUCGUCGGCAUCCUCAAGUUCGGUGAGAAGCCAUGGGCCCUUAAGAAGGCCAGCUUUAAUACCAUGGCCUCCAAAAGUUUGUCCACACCAAGAGAAGAAGGAUCCCUCCCUCCAUGUUGGAAAUGGUGCACUUCGGAUUGCACAGAUUUUGCUUCAGCAAAAAUGAAGGAAGAAGACCAGAGCAACCUUUCAAUUGAAGACUAUGUAAAAGAAGCAAAGGGGCUUGUCCUAAGCACGGGGGUACAAAGUGAAAGUGACCAAAAGACGGAGGUUGUCAAAAAAAUUCCAGAUGCAACGAGCUACACCUCUAUGAUGCUCGUGGACCUAUCUACCAGGUACUCUCUUCGUCUUGAGUAUCUGCGGUAUUUCCUCACGAUGGAUGACAAGAAUGGACACGAUCUUUUACGGUUGUGGAUUCUGAAUACAUUUAAUGCCCUGUACACCAAAAGGGCAUCAGCCAGUACUUGUUUUGGCUGCUGCUCUGGGUUAUUGCUUCCUUUCCUGGUCUUAGCUUCCCUGGUGCUCUUCGCCAAGAGUGACAAGGAUGGUUACAAUGAGGAGGACAUUACAGUAUCAUAUAUCCUAUUCAUUUGCACAGUUGUGAUUCAGUUCGCACCCUUUUUGUGCGUGCCUUGCACCAUUUGGGGCGCACUCAAUAUUGCUACUUGGCAAGACAUGGUUUCACAGCACAACCUCAUGUUAUUUUGUGCUCGCAAGAAGCAGCCCACCACUUUGAUGAAGCGUGCUACCUUGGAGUGUCUCAGAGAGUACAUUAACAAGCAAUGGUACACUUGGCAAGAGCCUGCGGCCCUCCAGAUUGAAGGGUUGAUUCGCCAGUACAUACAAGAUGGGUGGAAAGAGUACAUAAGUGAUAAUGAUCCCACCACAUACAGAAGAUUCAAUAAUCUCAGGGGACAGCGUACUCUGUUGAGGCACCCUCAGCUGGGACCGCAACUAGGUUGGAGCCUCGACCUGCCGUUCGACGAGAUUGUUCUUGUGUGGCACAUAGCCACAGAUCUCUGCUUCCACACAUCCUCCCAAGGUCAAAGUGGAGUCACCAUCCAACAUGCCAGGCAGAUAUCCAACUACAUGAUCUACCUGCUUUUCAUAUGUCCUGAGAUGCUAAUGCCAGGGACGAGGCAAGAUUUGUUCAUAAUUGCUUGUGAUGAUAUUGACCGCAUUCUCACGGACCAGAAGGAUCCACCAAGCAUUGCACGGAGGAUUCUCCUCAUGGAACAUGGUGAAGUUAAAGGAGUUGUACUUCCCAAUGCACACAAACUCGCCAAGGAGCUCAUGGCCCACCCCAACGAGGAACAGAGGUGGAAGGUGAUCCAAGGUGUUUGGGUGGAGAUGCUCUGUUAUUCUGCCAGCAGAUGCAGGGGCUACCUGCACGCCAAGAGCCUGGGUGAAGGUGGGGAAUUCCUUACAAAUGUCUGGUUCUUAUGGUCGUUGAUGGGAAUGGAAAUCUUGGGCGACAAGAUCCACAUACAAAAUCAGCCUCUUAAAGAAGAAGGAAUCAUGGGUGCUCCAGUGUGA